ACCUUAAUAACCUCAAAUGACGCUGAAUGGAUAAGAAUGGUACUUCUUAACCCCGAAGACACAUUCAUAGAAUCAGCAAAUUUUCGGCACUGGGUGAAAAAUUCGUUCACGCUCAGCAAUAACCAGAUACCCAAGCAAUACAUAAAAAUAUGCCCAAUGUGCAGUCCAGUACUAUCUGAACCACUAGUACCGGCUUUGAAAGUACUCUCAAAUGUUGUUGAGUUUGACAAGCGCAUGGCAAGUUAUACCAAACAUUUGCCUGAUGAAUUUAGAGAUAAAGCUACAAUAUCCUGGAGCAUGACUGGGAAGAUUGAAAAGACACUUCUUGAUGACACUACAGAACCAGUCAAGUUUCAGCUGAAAUUCACUGAACCACCAUUCAUGUACAACCCUAAGGACAUCUAUCAUCGCGACUUCCCUAAGUGGCUUCAAUGUCACAAGUCAGCACAUACUCUGGCAAUGAAGGUCCAGCCCUACCACUGCGAACACAUCAAUCCUUCUACAGGCAAGCCUUGCAACUCCAUCCUUUCCAGUCCUCGCUCUCUUAGAAGGCAUGAAGAUGAAAUCCACAACACCCGCAAGCAAAAGGUGCGGUGCUGUCUAUGUACAAAGGAAAAGACCUUUUCUCGCAAUGAUAACCUUGCACACCACAUGCGGGUUUUCCACCCCGAAGUUGAUUGGCCAGGCAAGCGGAAAUGCAAGUCAACAUAUUCUUGA
Histoplasma mississippiense is the source of this 717-nucleotide messenger RNA. RefSeq lists its product with no specific name. The transcript has 6 exons. The record is from RefSeq and is a predicted model, not a curated record. The annotation marks the transcript as partial. NCBI's taxonomy places the organism in Eukaryota, Fungi, Ascomycota, Eurotiomycetes, Onygenales, Ajellomycetaceae.